AUGUGUGCCAACAGCCUCAACCUCGAUCCAACUCCCCUCUCCAGCCUCCGAAUCUCCAAACACCAAAUCCCAGCCCACGACCUCAUCCCCAACUCAUCUCUCCAGUCAAAGCCCCUCAUCAUCUACCACUCCGCCUUCUCCCCUGCACAGGCCUCGCCAGACCAGAUCGAAUCCCAUCUCCUCAAAAUCGGCGUCGUCACCCCUCAAUGGCGCUACACCAUGUAUAACACCACGCACUUCCACAGUACGACUCACGAGGUCCUAUGCGUCACAGCCGGUCGUGCCAAGCUGUGCUUUGGAGGCGAAUGCAAUCCCGGGCGCGUCGAGCCCGUCGUCAAGAAAGGAGACGUCAUCAUCGUUCCAGCUGGCGUCAGCCAUCGUCUGCUGGAAGACAAGGACAGCGAUCCGUUCCUCAUGGUCGGAAGCUAUCCCAAUGGCAACAACUGGGACAUGUGCUACGGUAAGCAUGGCGAAGAAUCAAUGAUCAACAGCAUCAAGGAUUUGCCAUGGUUUAGCAAAGACCCCAUCUACGGCGACGAGGGUCCUGUACUGGACGCAUGA
This is a messenger RNA of Trichoderma aggressivum f. europaeum, 561 nucleotides long. RefSeq lists its product as uncharacterized. The record is from RefSeq and is a predicted model, not a curated record. The transcript has a single exon. Bases 1 to 561 code for a protein of 186 amino acids. NCBI's taxonomy places the organism in Eukaryota, Fungi, Ascomycota, Sordariomycetes, Hypocreales, Hypocreaceae.